AUGAUCACGCAGAAGAAUUUAUUUGCCUCAUCUCUUCGAGGAAUUCUUCUGUUCCUGACUUGGCAAACUAUCAGUUAUAAAGGUAAUUAUUUUUUUGUUUCUGUCAGAAGUAUAUUGAAUAGAACUGAACAAAUUAUUUUCGCUGAGGUAGACAAAAAGGUGGAAAUAUUCUUUCAUAACGGGAUCAUUGUAUGACCAAACUUUAACAUUGUCUCAAUUCCGUCUCAUCGAUUAUUCAGCGCAUAAUUAUUAGAAACAAAGAAAUUAAGAUUGCCAAUCUUCAGAACUACAUCGUUUAAUUUUUUUUCGGGGGGCUUGGCAUAAUGUUGAUACAGUUCCACUCGCGAGAGGCUUUCAAUCGUUCAGUUUGAUAAAUGAUAGGUUUGUUUGUCGCUAGUAAAUUGCGGUUUUGCAUGAUCUGUUCAGGAUUGGUGAGUGCCCAUCAAAACUCAACCCACGCGUAAAAUAAAUUUGCCUUACUUCCUGAUUUCUACUAGACAUGCUAGACAGUUCCUCGAAAUAUCGUGGUAUAAUAUAACUAGUUAAUCACCAAAGUGUCAAGACGGCACGCUUGGUAGUUGAAAUUCUUUUCAUCUAAAUCUUCGCAAUUUUUCAUUAACAAUUUUUAUUGAGCGAAGGAGACUAACAACUUCCUUAAAGAACCGUGCGCUUUAAGGAACACUAACAAUAAAACUACAUCAUUCUUAUUUACGUUACUUCCACUUCGACUGGCAUCAUUGAUACAACAAUACCAAAGGAUGCUGUAAUUGUAAUCCGCUAAUUAAUUUGUGUGAUUGAGAAUGGCAAGUAACUAGCUGUCAAGCACAGCGUAAUUAAGUAAUGGAGAAGAUCAGCAGGGAUGCCUCCGUGUCACGUAUCUAUCAAUCGAAUGGAGAGAGAAAAAAAAAAUUCUGCUCUCGUUCAACCGGCUCACGCAUUCAAUGUAAUAUCAACGAUUAUCAAUGAGAAGUCACCGAGUAUGCAUUCCACCGAGACUGAAAUAGGAAACAGCAAGAGGAUUUAAGGAAACCUAGUGAGACAGCUCUAAUAUAAAAAUGAAGUAAAUAGAUUUCCUGUUGAGAAUGAAGCCAUUCCAUGAUGUCACGCAAAUAUUCAACUCUUGGCCUUAUCACAUUAGCGACCACUAGUCGUUUCAGAGCACUUUUCCAUACCAAACCUAUCAUUUUAAAUUACACAGAGGCCGGCAGAAUUUCUGGUAAGGGAUCAAUCUUUAGCGAUAAAGGUCUUGACUGUUGGGUAGUUUCUUCUGACUUCCUUUCUCAUUUUUCCCUUACCGGUAGGCGUGACAUCGACCUCAUGCCAAUCCCAACCAUGUCUGUACUUCAGCAACAGUCGCGCUCUCCAAGCGUUAGAUAUCAGCUCCUCCAACUUGUACUCAGUCGCACCAAACCUCAACUCUGUUGAUGCAGUCGACGUGCACGUGAAACUGAAUUUGGUGUACUGGAGCGAGCGUCAGCCAAACGUCAUAAAGAGGCUGAACAUUACUAGUGGAAAAGUGGAGAACGUGUCAACAGACAGCAACAUAGGUCAGAUCAAAGGUAUUGCGGUGGAGUGGGAGAGUGGACUAAUUUAUUGGACUGAUAACACCAAUCGUCGGAUCGAAGUAGCGCAGUUGGACGGGAAAAACAGACGGGUCUUGAUCAGUAAAGAUAUACGAAAUCCUCUUGGAAUAGUUGUGGACCCAAGAAAAGGGUAUGUACCAGCUUUUUAUAUGAUAGAGGGCUUUCCAUCGAUAAAUUGCUACGGAUAUUAUCAAAAGGAGGAAAUGCACGGAAGUGGAACUGCCAGCAAGCAAACUGCUUCCUAAAGCACAGAGAAACGUAAACGACCAAGAUGCGGUCGAUUUUAAUUUCUCAUCUGAUUGGUUGAGAUGGCGGUGCGAGUUUUCCGGCUGAUUUUAUUACAGAGUUCGGUUAAGCAAAACCAGUGCCAUCCUGGAGUACUUUUGAAACUCAAUUGAAAAUUGGUUUAUGAUAAAUUCUGCAGCAAGUUUUUUGAUAGGUUCUUUGCAAUGCCCUAUUUAAAAACAGACGUACAGAUAUCGUCAGUUGGAUUUUAUGUUGUUGCAGAGCGUCUAGCUUUGAUGUAGAAAUUCGUGUGAUUCACUUGCGGUACAUAGAUCGCUUUUGAGUUUUGCCGUCAUACCCUGACAACAAGUUUUCGAACGCCUGGCCAGCUCAACAUAGGUUCUCCAGCCCCAUCCCCAAAAGGUGAAGUAAUGUUUGACUGUGACACUUCCUCUCGUAGCUCCUGAAGCGUAUUCUUGAUUCUGCCGGGUUCAAACCUUUAGUCCGCAAGAGUUUUUUCACUAGUUCUUCCACGCCCACUUACAUUUCACGUUUUUCUUCAUCACUGGUAUUGUAGGUACAUGUUUUGGUCAAACGGAGGAUUUCAAAGUAAAAUCGAGAGAGCUUCUUUGGCAGGUGAAAAUCGGAAAACCUUGGUCAACCUUGGGAGCUCGUAUUUUAACGUUCCGGUCGGGAUGACCAUCGAUUUCCAAGCAAACCGUAUAUAUUUUAUUAGUCGAGGACUUUUAACCAAAAGGCUGGAAAGCAUUGACUUUGAUGGAAACACCCGACAACAGUUUACAUCCCUCUCAUCCAUUAGUUAUCCUUAUGAUAUUGUAUUGCUGAGCGGAGUGUUUUACGUAUCUGACGCGAGAGGCAACAAAAUCUUCAAGAUCGAGAAGUCCACAAAGAGAUCUCUGGGAAACUACGCAGGUCUUGGUUUCAGUAAUCUUCGAGGGCUUGAGAUGUUCUCCUCCUUGCGACAACCUAAAGGUACGAUCAAUAUUCAAGUAAUUUGUCUCAAUAAUUGUGUUAAAAAUUUGAACUCAAGUUUGACGUGGGCAAGUUGGACACGCAGUGGCACGUAAGACUGGACUGGGACAUUUUGUCUCAACUCUUACAGUUCCUUGCUCUAUCUGAAAGGUACAAAGCGAUACCAGCAAUCUGACAAAAUGACGAAUCACUUAAUAUCAUAGUUCCUUAAUGCUACAAUAAUCGCAUAGGCUCUGAUGCUCUGAGCGAUCAGAUUCGAGAGUAGACGUUUUUUUGGCAGGCGCUGACCUAGAAGGAGUAUGGCUGGUGGAGAAAUUUGGGGGAGUAUUAGCGUUCAGUGUUAGUUAACACGAAGAUGAUUUUAUCAUAAAGCAGGCGGACACAUGGCUAUGUUAAACUUGCAAUUUCCUAUAUCAAAGCUGGUUAUCAUCGCGUGUUCUCGACCGUUGGACAAAAAAUAAUAUUCAUCCUCAUGGUGUUAUAUUUGUUACUGGUAUUUUUAUGAGUAUCGUUUAAAACCUUGUUGUCUCUGGUUCUUUCGUAGGUAGCUCUGCUUGCCACAACAAUAGUGGAUGCAGCCACCUUUGUCUGCUAUCACCAGCAGGGAGCCAAUGCGCAUGUCCAAUAGGAAGCAUUUUAAAGCCUGACGGAAAGACGUGUGAUGAUUCAGGUAAACAAUAUAAACCGCCAAGUUGUUGUUUUAGAACAACUUUGCAAGUGUUGAAAAGAAAAGUGCACCGCCAAGUGGGGUGGGCAGGAGGGGGGAAGGGGAUGGAAGGCUAUUUCUGCAUUUAGUUACAUUAAAAGAUCUUUUUUGGGCAGACUAUAUUAUUUCUAAUAUUGGUUUUCGAGAACUUUUUUAAUUUUUGAAUGAUUACUUAUCGUUUAUCGUUUCAUAAAAAAAUAAUGGUUUCGAUGUAUUUCACACACUUUUUAGCAUCCAAACUUCUCUUAUUGGCUGAUAAGACGCAACGAGGACUCUAUCAAAUACCAUUGGGAGCAUCAAUUUCAAAGAAGGCCAUGGCAAUCCCAUUAAACAAUGUCAGGAGACCUGUGGGGGUUGAAUUUGACCCCCUUAAUGGCUUCGUCUACUGGUCUGACAGCUUCAGAGACGUAAUUUCCCGAGUCCAUUUGAAUGGCAGCACACAGGAGGAAGUGGUGGAUCGUUUGAGAACACCUAAUGGCAUUGCAGUAGACUUCAUUGCAAGAAAUCUGUAUUGGACAGACAAAGGGUCAAACAGAAUCGAAGUGUCUCAGUUGGACGGCUCCUUCAGAAAGACUCUUGUGUAUAGUGAUCUUUGGGAUCCACUUGACAUUGUACUCGACGUGGAGAAGGGGUAAGGGUAAAUAUUAUCUCUCUUAAAUCAGUAAAACUGUGGCUCGUAGAGCUCUGAAAUCACUGAAAGAAGACAUAGUAUUUGAUCAUUAUAAGUAAAAAAUCGUCCAUUCUUGUAAAACUAAGAGGUGCACCUUAGGUUAUAUGGCUUAUUCUAUCAAGUAAGAUCUCGAACUACAUCUUUCCUGUAGAUAUCACUGCAUGACCUAUGGAGAGAGAAGCUCUUCACUUACCAAGAAAGUCCUUGGCAAACAUUUACAGACGUUUGCUUCUGUAUUAGCGCGAUUUGAGAACUUUAACCCAUCAGAUAAAAUCUACAGCUUGCAACACAGCUUUAUUAUUGUGCGUAAUGAACAUCUUUCGAUUUAUUCAUUACUAAGAGCUGUCAUGAUUUCUUCAUCACAUGAGAGACAGAUCAAUUAAGAUGAAAAUAAAAUUGUCGCCUUUUCCAAGUGAAAGCUUUUGUAUAGAAAUACCUUUGUUGUAGAGGAAGACUUGGUUUGUUCUAGGCACCUUACGGCUUGCUUUCAUCGAUGUCCUCAGCACUAGAGAACAUGGAUAAGUUAACAAGAUCAAGAGUAAGGAUUGUGUUUUAAAACUGCAAUUGUCGCUUUUGCAGAUACAUGUAUUGGAGUCAGGAAGGGAGUUCAUCCAUCGAUACCAAAAUAGAACGAGCCGAUAUGGAUGGAAUGAACAGAGUUGUCGUCAAAAGCUGGAAUUAUUACUCUCAUACCACUAGGUCUCCAAAUGGCCUCGCCCUAGAUAAAGAGCAAAAUCGUCUGUAUUAUUUCGACGAUUACACAGACCGUAUCUAUUACGUUUCACUGAGUACUGGCGCCGAGAGCACUCUAUUGAUCAGACCGGGCAGUCCCAAGGGAACAGUCGUACAUGGAAGUUACAUUUAUUGGACAGAGACACAAGGUCAAAGUGGUGCGGUCUACAGGGCUGAUAAGAAAUCAGGAGAAAAUGUCGAGAGCGUGGUCAGCGGCCUUGUUGGACCGGAAGAUAUCUGCGUUUACGACGCAAACGACUCGUUGCUCCAGACAGGUACGUUUCAUGCUGGGUUAUGAGAAAGCAAUAGUGCUUGUAUUGAAAAAUCUCAUGGAUACAUUUUUAACUUCCCCUAUCUUCCGGUCUUGCGUUUGUAGUCUACUCUUUUACUUAGCUUAUCUUAUCCUCUUCUCUAACUGUCUUCAAGCACUCUCUCAUAUGAAUCUCCUUUUUAUCUCCCAUUACAAUGGCCUUCUACCUGAAAACAUUGAAUUUAAGUUUCCCUUGACAUGAUUUUGUUUUUGUAAAAUUGCAGUGAAAUCAAAUUGUAGCAGGAACAAUGGAGGUUGCAGCCAUCUUUGUUUGCUCACUCCAGGCGGGCAUCGAUGUGCAUGUCCAAAUGAAAUGAAUUUGAAGCCCGACGGGAAAACUUGUAAGUCAGAAACAAGAAGAAUCGUUGAUAGCUACACGAGAUGAAAGAUAUAUUUAAAGUGAGAUAUAAGAGCGCCUCAGCCAAAUAUAUUCUAGGUUUGCAACGCUCAACAUAAAACUCGAGACAUCCUGUCAGAAAUACGCUCAUCUUCACCGAUUCCGUAUCGCGUCUAAUGCAAGAAAAUUUGAAUUGCAUAUAACUCGGCAUCACAGGUGUAAAAUUUUCACCAAGUAUGGUCUCUGUAAAUGGUGAAACAAAAACCCUAUCUUAGCGAUAAUGUUUGGGCUAGAUAACUGAUAUUCAUCGUAUACCAUUGCAGGUCAUUUUAGCGAGUUUUUACUUUUCGCCGACUCAACAAGGAAGAAGAUAUACCUGAUUAAUAUCGACAACCAGCAUUCACAAGUGGUACCCCUGGAACUAGGUAACCUUCAAGAGCCCGAAGCACUGGACUUUGAUCCGCAGACUCACUCCAUUUAUUGGUCUGACCUGCAGUUCCGUCAAAUAGCACGCGCUAAUCCUGACGGAAAAUCAAAGAAGAUCAUUGUUAACAGCGGUCUCCAACGACCCAGAGGCAUUGCAGUUGACUAUGCUGGAAGAAAUUUGUAUUGGACAGACUAUGACGGCGAAAGGAUUGAAGUCGCAAAACUUGAUGGAUCACAGAGGAAGGUUUUAAUCUCUCGAAAUAUUGAGAAGCCUGUGGACAUUGUGUUAGACUUGAAUAACGGGUAAGAAAGAUAAUACUUCCCAGGAUUGGCUUCGUUGUCUUUUCUACUUAAGGCACUUUGGAUCAGAUUAACUAUAGCUACGUUUUGUUUCGAGGUCAUUUUGUCGACGAUGGCAGCAACCAGCCAUGCAGUUGCAAGGAUACUUUAAGACUUUAGAGGCUGAUGAACAUUAAUUAAAGCUUGCCUAUGCAAGCUUAGUUGCUCACUCCUUAAUGCUUUGCACAAAUAUUUUUAUGAAACAUGUAACGACAAGGUAUUCUUUUUUUCAUUUUUUCCAGUCUUAUGUACUGGUCGUCGUGGAGUACACAGCCAAAAAUAGAGCAAGCAUCCAUGGACGGAAGUAAUAGGAGUACGGUUGUUUUGUUUCAAAGAAGCUGGUGGCAGCGUUCCGCAAACCCUAAUGGAUUAGCUUUGGAUCCCGAAACUAGCAGGCUCUUUUGGGUUGACACGACUAAAUCUCUGAUACAGUACACGGACCUUGGACUUGGCGACGGUUCCAUAACCACUCUCCCUGUACCAAGUUUCUACUUAUCAAAUGCUUAUGGGUUGACUUUGAAAGACAAUACACUGUAUUGGAGCACCUCUGGAUCCAUUUAUGCGGCAGACAAGAAGACGGGUGGUAACGUGCGUCGUUUAGUAAGGAAUAUUGCGAGUCCUCGAGAUGUUCACGCAUAUCAUAACUAUUCAGCAAUUCCAGGUAAGAGGAAGAAUCAGUUUUAGUUCAUUCGAAUUUCCUGUCUCAACUUAGUAUGCCGAGCCAACUUAGAUGACUGUCAACUUAGUGUUUUCAACCAUUAAAACGAACACACCAUAUGCUAGUAAAUCUUGAAACUAUGAUUAUUUUGAUGUUAAGAGUACUGCAAUUAUCAUUGUACCGCCUUCGUUUUAUAGUCUUUUUUUUAUAGUCAGCUGAUUUUCUCCACUUGAGCUUCUCAUUGCAUCAAUUCGUAAACUGUUUUAGUUAACCAGAUAUUGGGAAGUUUCGUUUUUUAGAUCGGCCACCUUAUCGACAUGUAUUUCCUUUAUUACACCUGAGCGAAUCCUUUAAAAUUACCUCUCGCUUGAUUCUAGCCGAUCUUUCUUCCUUGAAAGCUUAAUCUUUGCUCUGUUUUCUUUCAGAUGACCACCCUUGCUCUCUGUUCAAUGGAUGGUGCACACAUCUUUGUCUGUUAAAACCAGGAGGGUAUCAGUGUGCGUGUCCAACUGACACCGGAGAUAUUCCCUGCAAGACUACACCUGUUAUUCCACCUUCGUCCACACUGUCGCUCUCGCCUUCGCGGUCGCCUUCGCCAUCCUCGUCGCCAUUGUCAAUAUCAUCCCCACCAUCAACAACGUCUUUCACAUCUACGCCAUCUUCCAUGUUAGCUUUUUCAACAUCGUCAAAGUCACCACUGCAAUCAAGUCCUCCAUCUCCAUCACCACUACCGAUGCAAACAUCGUCGUUAUCGCCGUCACUGUCAGUUUUCAAUUUCCCAAUUUCAUCAUCCUCUCUGUCGCUGUCAUCGUCAUCGAUGUCGUCGCUGUCCGUUUCUUCCCCGCAACAGGAACCUGCUUCAUCACAUACGUUAUUGAAGCGGCCCUCAUCUUCCAUCGUAUCAUUAACACAUUCUUCCGUGAUAUCAACUUUACCACCCCUAGUUGAUGCGUGUAUUUCAAGACCAUGUAAAAAUGGCGGUACAUGUCUCGAGGGAAACGAGGGUAGCUAUACCUGUCGGUGUGCCUUAGGAUAUACCUGGCCUCAUUGUGAGCUCAAUAUAGGUGAGUGCCAACUACUGAGAGAUUUUAGUCAAAGUAAAGGUCUCCAAGUUUUCUUCAGAGUAAGAUAACGAUUCUAUAUUUUAUAGGUCACUGGUAGAAUUAUACUUAAGGAUUUUAUAAAGACGAGUCCAAAGUGACAUUAAAGAUAUGCAAACUUAUUGGAAAUUUUUUGAUAUACAGCCCCCAUACGGCUCGUUACGUUGUGAUUUGCACCGAACUGUAAAAUUAGCGUGCUAUUCCUUGAAAUAAACCCAACUCCCUUCCUGCUCAUCCAAAGAAAAUAUCUCAGCCUACCUAAGUAUCAGGUAGAAGGAGAGGAUUGAAACGAGGAAAUUGGUCAAAACCUCCAGAUUUAGUGCUGAGGUAAAUCUAUGUCAUCUAUGAGAGUCGUGAAACCCAGGAAUCUAUGUAAUAAUUCCUUUCUUUUCAAAUGUUUCUGUUUGUAGGUGACAAUGUCGUGAGUAUAGCAUUCAAAAUGACCACGGCUCAAGUAAGUGUUUUAGAAAUCUUCUUUUCCUCACCAUGAAACCUUUUAAAUCGCGAAAAUUGAUAUCAUGUCUGAUAUGACAAUGCCUUUGCACCAUUAAUUUGAACCCAAAAAACCCAAUGCACAGAGGGUCACGCAAAUUGAGACUCGUGGAAAAAAAACUAGCUGGGGUGGCGGAUUUUAUUCACAUAAACAAACCAAAAGACACAAAGAAAGAGUAGCAGAAAAAAAAAAACGAAAAAAAAUUAUCUCUGCAUAGAGUGUGGAAUAAUAUCUAAGCUUUCAACAAAUUUUCAUUUUGAUUUCAUUUUCUUUAUUCAAGUGGAAUCAAGACACUCUCAGGAAGAGCAUUGCAAAAGCAUUCACCGAGUACUGCACAAAAGACCAACGCCCUUGCAAACUUCGUAAGAGGUAUUGGAAUUCAUCAAACUGAUAGGUUUAUUAAAAGCUACGUUUAUGUAACUUUAUGGACCGCAUCUCUUACUCUUUAAGAGCACAUCAUCUUCACGUUUAUGAGAGUGAAAUAGCAUAGGUUAUCAAUAAGGUAAACUAAACGUUAUAGUGAUUUAGAAUGUUUACUCUCUAUACAACGAUAUUGUGCAACUUGAUGCUCGAUGCUACUUCAUUGAAACAUGGCGAUGUAAGAUUUGUUAUUUACAUCAGUUGUUUUAAUUCCCUAAAUUGUUAGGCUGAACGAUAUCAGAACCCGAUCAACACCGCGCAUCGAUGAUAUCAAUGUUUUCAGAACCGAGGACGUGUUAGUGCUUGGAAGGCAUUUUGAAGGACACCAACGCCUAUUCAGCAUCGUUCUGGCAGUGUUGGUACCUGAAGAAAAGCAGCGCCAGUCAUCUCUAAGACAAACCAUCUCGGCUGCUAUUCUCUGCAAAAUGAUAGUAAAAACGUCAAAACGUAUUUCAGAGUAUAUGGAUAACGUUGAAAUAGUCUUAAUCAAUGGUGAAAAGGAGCCAACUUGUGCGUCUAACCCAGUGGACGAUGAUGAACAAGAAGGCAUAAACGGACAAAUCAGUGGGAAUAAAGAAAGAAAAGUGGAUAGUCAGCAUGAAGAAGGGUUAUCUUCUGGUGCUACAGCUGGAAUUGUUUUGAGUAUCAUUUUAGUUAUCAUUCUCGUGGGUGUUAGCUUCGUCUUAGUGAGGUGAGUGCUUACCUUUGGUGAGCUAGUCGUUGUUUGACUAUGAAAAGAAGCCGCGAACAAGUAAUUCAGAGCUUAUGAUGCAAGUUUUUCCUUGGCCGGCUUUAGGAUAAUGCCCUCCUUAUUAAGAAUGAAAAAAUCUAAAUUAAUCCUAUUUUCCAUUUAACAUAUAAAUGGGUCUACAAAUGAAAGGAUGUGAUAGUCCUGAUCCCUUAAUUUACUUAGUUUUUCAGUAAUGAUUAAGCGAAAUGAUAUAAAAAUAGUUCAUUCAUUUUGGUACAAACGUUUGAGCAGCUUUUUAAGGAUUUUUAAAAAAUACAAGAUCCUUGUGCACUACAUUAGACCAUGAAAAUAAAUUGCUUUAUAAUCGUUCGAUUGACUAAGAUAUCAUUAAUGAGACAAAACGGGACAACGUUAGUUAUAGGCUCUAUAAAAUCAUCAGUGAGAUCGGAUGUUUCGACUCUGAGGAACUAAUUUCGUUUUAAGUGUCAUUCAAAGAAAAGCUGCAAUAAUACAGGAUUUUUCUGAUAUUCUCUUUCAUUUUUUUUAUUUUUCCAAAGGUCACGGGAAAAGGGGUUGAAAAUUUUUAGAACUCCUUUCACACUUUCAUUUAACAAUCCUGGCUUCGAGCCUCAUCAUUCCAAUCUUCACGACGACAAUUCAGGAGGAGUUCCCUUCAGUAUUCCAGAGACUUACGAGCCUUACGAGGUAGUAAAAAGUCCAUCUUCAAUAAGCGAAAGACAGUUUCAGAACCCAGAAACAUCUGUUUACGAGCAAGAGUGCGCGAAUCCUUUAUAUCUCGCAAAGAGUAAAGAUGGUGAUUUCCAAAGCUCAGCUGGCAAUCCAAUUUAUGAGUCCAUUAACGGGCACGGGAGUGGGAAUCCAAAGGGACCAAGAGCUGAAUCUGAUUAUGGAAGCUUGGCCAAACGAAAAUUUCAUCCCAAUGGCGACCGAAAUGAAGAACCACAGUAUGCUAAGCCAUAUAAAAUAAAACCUCGUUCGCCCUCUGGGUUUAAUUCCCCUGAAGCGCAAAAUGGCAACACUUAUGCCCAGCUUGGCUUGGGGAGCGUUGUGCAACCUAGCCAAGAUAGUGGUUUUGAGCAGCCUGGGUACGCGUCACUGGCUCCCUUCUCUCGAAAUAUCCACGGAGGCAAUGGCAAAGGUGUUAGUUCUCGCAAGGGUAUUUCCUCGCAGGAUAAUUUUUGGCCUCAAAACACUGUGCAUCCCCAAAAUCCCGAAAGCCAGAACGAAAAACCAGUGAGUCCAAGGAAAGCUUGUUUCCUUGGUUACCCAGCGAGCCGCCUGGCAGAUGAGAAUUGUAGUAAAGAGCAGUUAAGUAGUAAACAGAAAGUCCGAAGUACAACUUUAAAGGACAAGGAAACGCCUGUCUUACAUCUUCCUACUGAGCCUGGUCCUGAAGAGACGAUUAUUUGAGUAUUGUAAAAAAUUUAUUUCACUACUUUGAAAGACUAAGCGACGAACGCAUCAACGAGGAAGACAAUGUUUUUAAGCAUAGACUCAGACUAGUCUAGAGAAAGUUUAUAAGUUGCAAACAAUGCCACAUCUCUAGUUUUGGCAGUUAUUUAGAAAAUUGUUUAUGGAAUGGAAUAAAAAAAAAGCUAUUUUUUAAACUCGCUGAAGAAAUAGAGAUGUACUUCGUCACCAAGAAGAAUCGAUCCUUAGACCUUCAGAUUCCGCGUUCCGAUGCUCUGCUUCUGUGGCUAUCUUAGCCGCAGUGACUCUAUGGUGAGCCUGAAGCCCAUCAUGGAGUAUUUCGUUAUAAAAUUUUAUAUUCAUUUAUUAAUUAAUGUAUCACUCAGAAAUUUCAGUGCCAUUAUACCAUAGUUUAGUGUCUCGCUUUUGAGGUCGUUCGAUGAAGUAGAUAAUACCAAUGAUAUACUAUUAAUUAUAAUUUUAGAUUCAGCGGCUCCUGAAUCUAACAUUUGCAUAAUUUUGAUAGAAAAAAAUUGAAAAUGAUUUUUAUUACAGAUGCACAGAAUAAACUUAAGAUAUUCCUGAUAGGAAAGUAGGUAAAGAUUCUUUCAAGAGUGUAGCUUGGUUAAUCCGCUGCUGCGUUUAACUUAUUAGACAUUGAAUUAUCAGCCUUCCAAAUUCAUUGUACGAACUGUUAAUAUUAAUAUUGAAGCGAUCACAGGCGUCAUUUAAAAGGUAAUGAAAAGGUAGUUUAAAGCAAUGCAGUCCUAGUUAACAUGUAAUGUCUAAAAUAUAUUAGAGGACAGUUUCAUGUACAUUGAAAAUGAUCCCAAAUACAUAAACCGCAUCGUAUCAGAAACAUGAUGGUACAAUGUUUCCUUCAUUGUGAUUCAUUGACCCACAAUGUUGCUGUACCUCAACUCUUUGCCAAUUUCAGGG
Molecule: messenger RNA, 12053 nt
Organism: Pocillopora meandrina
Lineage: Eukaryota; Metazoa; Cnidaria; Anthozoa; Scleractinia; Pocilloporidae
Source: the annotation of a GenBank genome assembly